Chiloscyllium plagiosum (whitespotted bambooshark) is the source of this 5284-nucleotide messenger RNA. The record is from RefSeq and is a predicted model, not a curated record. Lineage: Eukaryota; Metazoa; Chordata; Chondrichthyes; Orectolobiformes; Hemiscylliidae.
CCUCAUAGAAUAUGAAUUCCCUGAUUGGGGCUGUUAAUCUUGUCCAAUUAGAAGCCCUCAUUGACGAAUAUAAACAGGAGUGUCAGAGGUUCUGAUCACUCUGAGAAAACUGGAGUUAAGGACUUUACACAUAUGAAUAAAGGAUGAUUUGGUGAAGUGAUACAAGCCUCUGUGCAGUUAUUUAUGUUCUCAUUAAAAUAAUAUGCCUAAAUCUAUAAUAAUGAUACAGACUAGUGUUGCAUUCCCUGGAUUUCAGGAGGUGAAGCGCGAUUUUAUUAAAAUUAGGGUAAAUGGAGAGAAACUAUUUCUUGUGAUUAGGCAGUCUUUUAUAAUGGGACAUGACCUAAAACAUAUCGCUUUAGCAGUGAGAUUAGGGAACUUCUACAUGCAAAAUUGGCUAAAAUUUAGAAGAUUAUUACUCAAAGCUUUAAGGGGCUAAGGAGGGGAUAUGGAGUGGUUGCAGAUUAGCCGUGAUCAUGUUGACAUUGACUAGUGGAACCAGCUUGAGGGGCUUCCACCUGUUCCUAUGCAACAAUCUCAGCAAAAAGGUUUUGUCAGCAUCUUGCAUCUGCCAGCGGUGUUGUUGAUCUGGGACCAGCUGUUCAUGCAAAACUGGAAGCUUCAGGUGAUGGAGGAUUUCUGCCUGGCCAUCCUCCUGCUACUGAAGGAGUGUUUGAUGGUGGCCAGUGAUCAUCAAAGUUUGAAAAAGGUAUUCCUUGUUCAUGCCAGCCACCUAUACACAUUAGAUAUUCAAAGAUCUUGGAUCCAUUUGCAACAAGGUGGCCUACCAACUGAUAUCCCUGGAUUGAACCAACGAAAAUUGAGGACUCUGAAUGGAAUAUUCACAGAGAACAAUGGCUCACUGAAAGGUAUCAUCAAUGACACAAAUCUUAAAAGCACUGUUGGUGAGAUCCUUCCUUUUGGACUAAAGAAUAUUUCAGUGAAACUAAUUUUGUUGAAAUCCAUGUCAGAGGUGUGGUGGAAGGACUUUAAUCCCCUUGAUGUGAAGUUAAAUGUUUCUGUAUUCUAUGGCAACUUGAUGUUGCACUCAAAGACCUCUCUUUGUAAACCAACUCUCCUGAAUAUGAAUGAAGAAAGAACACCCAAGGAGACAACAAUGAGUGAAAUUGCUCUCAACUUUGAAGAAAAAUUUGAGUUUGAGCUACUGGAUACAUCCAAAUUCAAAGUCACGGAUCCAACUGAGGACCAGCCAUUUCUGAUUAUCAGACUGCUGUAUUCUCCUAAUGUGAAAGACUUUGGACCAAUGGCCAUGGGCUGGGUUAAGGUGGACACAUUUUACCAGGAAACCAAAGCUACCAGGUUGUUGUGGGGAUCCAAUCCACAGUCCUUGGUCACUGCAUUGAAUUCUGGGAAGCCCCCUGACAAUAUUGCUGAUGGAGAUCCACCAUGCAACUACACUAAACUUGUCCAGCAGGGAUCAGAGAUAACACUGGCUACUUAUGAUCCAUCCCUGGAAAAGCAGAGACAGAGAGACCAGAAAACAGAGGGGGAGAGAGUUUUGAAAUCUGAUGAACACUUUCUUACUGCGCCAUGGGUUGCCCAUAAUCAAGCUAUUGCAUUACCAUAUCCAACAAUGGUAAAUGAGCCUUUUGAUCUGUACAUUGACGCAAUACGUUAUAUCCCAGACAAUGCAACCAUCACCAAGGUGAUUGGACGAAUACUGCAUUCAGGCCACAGUGAUCUCCCUGAUAUCUCAGCUUUCCCAGUACUCAAUAGUCCAGCAAGGUGCCCAGAGUUCCAUUAUUGCAUGACUAUAAAUGUGAAGGGCAAAGAAACACUAGAUCCCAAUGUGUUCGUUUUGCUUAGAGUGUACACAAUCAAUUUCGAUACUGGUGACCUGGUCAUUAUUGGCGAUGCUAUGGUUUCCUUGUUCAAUGAAAAUGGAGAGUUAAAUGUUGGAGGAUUCCAACUCAAACUAAAACAAGGGAUGCCGUCAACAGGACAGACUCCUCUUAGUGCAAGAUCGUUCAAACGCCAACGUACAAUUCCCUGCUGUACUUUGUUGAUUCGACUUUUACCACACACACAGGAUCCUGUGCCUCCUCCAGACUAUCUAAGUGGAUUUUACUUUACUGAGGAUGCAAAACCAAGCAAAUCAGAUCUGGAGAUAAUUUUAUCCUUCCAGCAAGACAAGGAGUUCCCAAACUCUGUGGGCAAUGCAACAGCACAGUUAAUGACCAAAGAACAAAUGAACAUUCCCCCUGAACAGUGGAUGGCCUGGUACAAGGAAAGAUUAGACAGCAGGAAACACCUUUUACAUCAGCAAUCACCAGCACACCUUAGUUUAGUCCAUAUGGUUCGAUACCGCCCACGAACUGGAAUCCAUCUACGAAUUUCCCAAGUCUAUGGCUUGAAAGAAAAUGGCCUUUAUGUGAAUGCUUUUGCCAGAAUUCUAAAAGGAGACAAUGCUUUGCGAGUGCCUGGAACAGCUGAAUCCAGGGACGGUGAAGAAAAGUUCUUGACCCGUCUGCAUGAUUUUGCCAGUCUUCAGAGAUCACCUCGCUGGAAAGACCCAACUUGGGUGUUACAUCCAUGCUGGGAUCCCCACAGUGUGCUAUUUGUCCACGUAUUUGGUAUCAAUGUUAUCUACAAACCUGAUCCUAAUGGUCAGCAUCCAGGCAAAGUCACAUCACACACAGGAGAGGAGCCAAAACUGGAUGCACUGUUACAGUUGGGGUGGUCAGCAAUUCCCCUUUUUUGUGGUCCAUACGUGAAAACUGGGCUCCAUAAUGCACCACUUUUUCAAGGUGCUCCAGAUUCUGAAUUUCUGAAUGAUUUACUUUUACAUCCUUUACAAUAUGUCAUGGGAAAAUGUCUGAAUAAAAAGAAAUUGACACUUACAAAAGAAUACAGCAGCAUUGCAAUAGAGGUGUGGGACGGACAUUAUUUUGAUGAUGAGCGUUGUGACUUACCGGUUAUUAAUGACCUUCUCACAAUAGAUAAAAUAAGUAAAUUUCUAAAAGUCCAAUUGAACAACAAGGGCAAAAACAUGGUACAGCUUGUUCUGCAGAAUCUGGAUCGGAGAAUCCAGAAAUCCGGAAGCAAUCAUCCUGAAUACAAACGUGAGGAGCAGUUUUAUGAAGAAGCAAUGGCAGAGACAUUCUACACACUUGUGGAAUCAGCACAAAGGAAUGCAAGAUUUCAACCUCUCUGAAUGACAAUUGGAUGGUGUGAGCUGCUUGUAGAUUGAGACAAUAAUUCAGAUUUCAUGAAUUUGGGAGAUCUGUAAUCUCCCUGGAACCUCUUUUUCAAAAACUACAUCUAAAAAAUCAUGCAAGUUUAUUUUUCUCCUGACAGGCUAUGACCAUGCUUACCCCUUUUAAAAACGUUUUGACAAUUUCGUUUUCAACGAAUGCAAGUUUUAGUGAGAAGAUGACAAACUAAGUGAGAAUAGAGUUGCUACUUCAAUGAUGAGAACUACCAAUUAGGUAACAUUUAUCCUAAUCUGCUAGUGAAGCAUUUACCCCAGCAUGUAUUGCUUGGGUUAAGUGGAAUGUUUCUACGGUUUUAUGCCCUAUAUUAAUUCACUGUGUAUGUUAAGAAUCUGAGCUAUUCUGAAGUAAAAUGCUACUUUCUAGAAAGACUGUCUUUUCAUGUUUGUGUUUUUUAAAAUUCUGAACUGAAAUGAGAAGAGAACGGUUUUAAAACCAGAGAUUACAAGGAUUGCUGCCUCGUUUAAAAGUUAAAAAUCACACACCUCCAGGUUAUAGUCCAACAGGUUUAUUUGGAAGUUUUCUGCCCAUCUAUAAUCCAUGUUUUUCUCCCUGAUGUGACGUGAGUGUAUGGAGAAGUUUAUAAGGGGGUUAGAGGGAAUUAGUAGAAUUAUAUUGCCUGUAAGUAGAGUCCAUUCAUCUAUAAUAGACAUUCUUAUUAAGAAAUUUGGUCCAUGUUUGAUGUCACCCUGGGUCUAAAAGACAGGUCAGUUGGGGAUCUCUGCAUGUUUUUCAAAAAAUCUUUGUUUUGUGAUGACACUAGGAAUACUAAGCUUGAUUUCCAGCACUCUGCCCUCAUGAGGUAUGACAUAUCAGAUUGUAUCUAAUUUUACUGCCUGAUGAUUAUAAUUUGGGUAAGUGUUGAACUGCACUUCCAUCUUAGCCCUUGGAGUUUCUGAGUGAAGGGCCUGAUUAAAAUUAACCCAAUAAUGCAGAGUUUCUGAAGAGCUGAAGUCAGAUGGUAAGCAGAAGGUGGGAGUAUUGUAAGAAUAUGUUUUAUUUAAUGCUUCAAAAUUCUUUAUUUCAUUUCAUAAAACAGCGUUGACAAGAUUUUCAUUGGUUUGCACCAGUUGGCCUGAACGCCUCAAAUAUUGGGAUAUUUGUUUGGAGGCCAGAAGCCUGCAUAGAAAGUUUUCAAUGUUCCUUCUGUUUACAUUAAUGGAUGGAAAAUCAGGUAGAUGCCUUUACAUGUUUGCACUCCAAACAGUCUGUUUUAUCAAUGCUAUUGUAAUCCUGUGCACUUGGGCACAGACCCAGGAAAAUCUCCUCAUAAUAGUGAUAAUUGAGUGAGGCUUGGAAGAAAUAAAUGAGUUGUCUAGAGAAUCAGCAUUAUGAUAAAAUAGAUCUAUUCCCAAACUUGGCUUGUUGCUGGUCAAUAAACAAAAUCUUGCAAAAUUAGUCCUUCUGCCUCUUGGAGAGACCUAAAUAAAUAUUUAAUGCAGGUUCUAAUUUUCAUAUUUGUAUAUAUAAUUUCUUUACAUGUGAUAUCCCCCAACUUGGUAAACCUGACGUACAAUAAGUUCAUAAAUUUGUGUGAGGUAGAUAUUUGUGUUUUUUUUUAGUUGUGCAACAUAGGUGGUGGGCUAGGUGGUGGGCUCCAAUUAUUAAUCUCACUAGAGGCAAUAAUAGGGAAUUAAGAAAGUUAUGGACUGUGAAAUGUACUUCCAGACCACUGGAAUCUCUCAAUGUGGUAUUUUAAUUUGGCAUCUAACCAUUUUCUGAAUGACCUUGUCUCGAAUAUCCCAUUUGAUGAGUUAUUCAAGACAUUUAUUGCCCUUUGCAAAAAUAUCUUUUUGCAAAUAUCUUUUUGCAAAUCCUGCCAAAUUAACUUUUCAGCCGUUUAUAUUUAUGGCAUAUGGUUCUGCUGCGCUGCCUUAUCUUAAAGCAGUGUUCAUGAUUUAUCUUGUCUAAGCUUUUUAGCAUUUUAUUUACUGCUGUGGGAUUUCCUCUUAAAUCUUUAGCUGCAGAGAUCAAGCUUUUUCAAUAUUUUCUCAUCUGUUAUCUACUUGCACACAAAAUCAUUUCAAUAAAGUUCAUUUCUUCAAAACUUC